This is a messenger RNA of Fragaria vesca subsp. vesca, 1402 nucleotides long. RefSeq lists its product as uncharacterized. NCBI's taxonomy places the organism in Eukaryota, Viridiplantae, Streptophyta, Magnoliopsida, Rosales, Rosaceae. Gene Ontology annotation, molecular function: fatty acyl-[ACP] hydrolase activity. The coding region runs from base 423 to 1163 and encodes 246 amino acids. The transcript has 4 exons. The record is from RefSeq and is a predicted model, not a curated record. Gene Ontology annotation, cellular component: chloroplast.
GAGAAAACUUGGCACUUGGCUUAGCUGCUUCGGCAGAAGAGAAUUGAGACGUAUACAAUGACAAAGAAAAAGAAAUAAAGAGAAGAAAGUUGACCUAAAAUAUAAUAAAUGAGCAACUGCUUUUAAUAAAAUAAACAAUAUAUAUGUAAUCAGGUAAAAAAAAAAUCAUAUGGACUAAGUUCAAUUACAUAAAGAAAUUUAGGAUGGACAGGUUUUCAUAAUUUUAUUUUUUUAAUUAUAAAUAUGCAACAAAACAAUAUUUUCUCAAAUCUGUUUGGGGUAGCUUUAGGCCUUUAGCAGUUAGGCGUAUUCAUAGUGCCUGCUGUCCUGUACCGAGUGUACACCUGUUCUUGAUAAAAAGACGUCCUUCUCUGAUAUUCUCCAUACUCUCUACCUUUGCCCGGCAGCAGUCAGCAGCACAGAUGUUGAGGUUGCAGGCAUUUUCAAUUCCCGACUACAAUCCGGUUACCUUUCCCUCUUCAUGCGUCCUUCCUAACUCGCUUCAUCUUCACUGUCAGUCAGUAUCUUUUCCAACCACACGGACGCGUCUCCGGUCACUCCGCAUCGUCAGGAUAUGCAGCACUUCCCUUGCAGGCGAUUUCGGAGGUGGCAUAGGAAUGAGUGGUUCUUAUGAUGUUGAGCUUAAAGUCCGGGACUAUGAGCUUGAUCAGUAUGGCGUCGUAAACAAUGCUGUCUAUGCAAGUUAUUGCCAGCACGGUCUUUAUGAACUUCUUGAAAGGGUUGGCAUGAGUGCUGAUGCAGUUGCCAGAACAGGUGAAGCAUUGGCGCUGUCAGAAUUGUCUCUGAAAUUCAUUGCGCCUCUAAAAAGUGGAGAUAAGUUUGUCGUAAAGGUCCGGAUGACCAACUCCUCAGCCGCUCGCGUCUACUUUGAACACUUCAUUUUCAAGCUGCCAAAUCUAGAGGUUUGUCAUUAUCACUCUCUAAUUAUGCUGGCCCUUGACGCCGAAUUACCUACUGAUCAUGGUAUGGUUUCUAAACAGCCUAUCUUGGAAGCAAAGGCCACAGCAGUGUGGCUUGAUAAAGACUAUCGCCCUGUACGUUUUCCAUCUGAGGUGACAUCUAAAUUUGUGCAGUUUCGUCGCCAUAAGGAGUCCAAAGGCGUCGUGCACAACGGCGUUGGUGCUGGAAGUCUUCAUUUCUAAACCUUUUCCUCUGGUACCAGGUCCAGGAGCACGGAGGCAGAAUAAAAACAGAUUCAUUUCUCAUAAUAAAGUAAAUUAAGAUUGUUGUUAGCAUUAAGAUUAAAGUAGUUUUCCUCAGCAUAUAUAUGCCUAUGUGAUAGCGUAGACAGAAAUCACACUUAGAAUGGUCAAGUUUUAGAAUAAAUUCUGGAUUUUUUGAAUUUUAUGCACGAUAAUAUUAAAAAGAGUGUGUUGUUUUU